Molecule: messenger RNA, 414 nt
Organism: Aureococcus anophagefferens
Lineage: Eukaryota; Pelagophyceae; Pelagomonadales; Pelagomonadaceae
Exons: 3
Source: RefSeq, a predicted model, not a curated record
GUCUAUUCGUGGGGUAGGGGUAGAUACGGGGCCCUUGGACACGAUGACAAUGAAACAAAUCACAUGGUUCCGGCCCGAAUCCAGGGUUUCAAAAGAAAUGCAAUAAUUUCUCGUAUUGCGUGCGGGCGAUGGCAUUCUGUUGCACUCGCCAAUAGUCGUGAGCUUGUUUGUUGGGGCAGAAAUCAUUCGGGGCAGCUCGGUCUUGGCUUUACUCGAGACUCGGAGGCACCGACCUUCGCCGGCAUCACACGCCACAGCAACCCCGUCAUCUCUUGUGGUAUUGCCCACACACUCGUACUCGCAUCAUCAGGGCAGCUUUUAGCCUGGGGAUGUGGCGCCCACGGUCAACUUGGUUAUGGGGAUUUGUGGGACCGGGAAGAUCCUGUUGUUGUCCCCACGGUGCAGUCAAUAAUU